AUGACGUCAGGAUCCGACAAAGAGAGAGAGACCUUUGUCUACAUGGCUAAGCUCUCCGAACAAGCCGAGCGUUACGACGAGAUGGUGGAGACGAUGAAGAAAGUGGCGAGAGUGAACAGCGAGCUGACGGUGGAGGAGAGGAAUCUGUUGUCGGUUGGGUACAAGAACGUGAUCGGAGCAAGACGGGCCUCGUGGAGGAUAAUGUCUUCGAUCGAGCAGAAGGAAGAGUCCAAAGGCAACGAGUCAAACGUGAAACACAUCAAAGGUUACCGCCAAAAGGUAGAAGACGAGCUCGCCAACAUCUGCCAAGACAUUCUCUCCAUCAUCGAUCAGCAUCUCAUCCCUCACGCUACCUCCGGCGAAGCCACCGUCUUCUAUUACAAGAUGAAAGGAGAUUAUUACCGUUACUUGGCUGAGUUUAAGACGGAGCAAGAGAGGAAGGAAGCAGCUGAACAGUCGCUUAAAGGCUACGAGGCUGCAACACAAGCUGCAAGCACUGAGCUUCCUUCGACCCACCCGAUCCGUCUUGGACUUGCUCUUAACUUCUCUGUUUUCUACUAUGAGAUCAUGAACUCUCCUGAAAGAGCUUGCCAUUUGGCGAAGCAAGCCUUCGACGAGGCGAUUGCGGAGUUGGAUACUCUAAGUGAGGAGUCGUACAAGGACAGCACUUUGAUCAUGCAGCUCCUUAGAGACAACCUCACCCUCUGGACUUCUGAUCUUCCUGAAGAUGGAGGAGAAGACAACGUCAAGACUGAUGAACCUAAGCAAGAACAGGCUAAGCCUGCAGAAGCAGCCACUGAGAACUAA
This is a messenger RNA of Microthlaspi erraticum, 807 nucleotides long. The record is from the annotation of a GenBank genome assembly. NCBI's taxonomy places the organism in Eukaryota, Viridiplantae, Streptophyta, Magnoliopsida, Brassicales, Brassicaceae.